AUGUUAGUAAUCAAUAAAUCAAGUAUCUGCUUAGCAGGGUGGUGAAGAUACAUAGAACGUAAAUCUGCAUUUACGAGAAUCAAUUUUUGUAAUUAGUAAAAAAAAAGUGUAAAUUAUAUUAACAAUUAUGUCGUACAAUACGAGAAAUAACCGAGGUGGAAAUUACCAAGCCGCAUCUUCACCAGCAACCCGUGGUAAUACGAAUUUCGUACAUGGUGGACAAUAUAAACCAAAUGAUCGUCCAUUAAUUCAAAUGCCGAAUCAACAAUCAAAAUCAUUGAUGCAGCAACAAGGUACCCCAAAUCAAAAACAGCAACAACAGCAGCAAUACCAAGCACAACAGCAACAACAAGUCACUCCACAAUAUCAAACAACUACAACUAAUGUUGCUCAACAGCAAACACCAAUCAAGUCUAUUAUGAAGACGAAACCUGAACCAGUUGCAACACCUAAAGUGGAAAACAAUUCGAAUAUUGAUGGAAAUGGCGUAGAAGGAACAAAUGAUGGUACAAAACCAAAACGUCCAUGGAAUACAGGAGUAAACAAAUUGAGUAAAAAAGAAAGACGAAGUCGUAGAAAUAAACGUAUUGGAAAACUUGUACGGCCAAAGAAUGCAAUUAUGGUAUUGAACGAAUUAUGUGGCGGAGCAUCAUUGAAAUUUGAUGAUAUUGGUACCCAAAACGGAUUAUUUGGCGUUGCUGUCUCUAUUGAUAAUACCAGAUACGAAGCAUUUGCCUCAUCUAAGAAUGGUGCCAAACAGAAAGCUUGUGAAAAUGCAUUAAAAGGUUACAUUGCAUCGAAAAUUAAGGCAAAACAACAAGGAAACACUUCUGCGGAAUCAAUGGAAACAGAAGAUAGUAAACCUGAAGAUGAAGAUGCAGGAGAUGAUGUAUCUUGGUGUCAUUUGGCUUCGUUUGCAUUGUAUAAAUUAAUGGAUUCAUGGCAAGAUGUUAGUGAAAUCAUGCAACCCGAUGCAAUCUUCCAAAAAAUUCAUCAAAAACCAUCCAGUACACCAAAACCAAUUAAAGAAUUACCAGCAAAUGCAGCCGACAUUCAUCCUGUCAUGUUAUUACAUCAAAUGCGCCCGGGUAUUGUUAUCGAGGAUGUUAGCUCAUCUGGCCAAACACCACAUAUUAUUUAUACCGUUAAAGUGAAUAUUGAUGGUGAUCAAAUCUUUGGACAAGGUCCAAACAAAAAGUCAGCCCGAAAAAAUUGCGCUCAAGCAGCAAUGGAAAAACAUUUUGGUGUUGUAUAUCCACCACCACCCGCUCCAGUUGCACCGGCAGCUACUGCCCAACAACCCUCAGCAUUUCCAGUAGCUUAAAUUUCAAAGAAUUUCUAUUUUCCCUUUGAAAGGAAAUUAUGUAUUAUUUUUAUUUAUAAGUCUAAAUAAUUUCAUUAGG
Messenger RNA from Chrysoperla carnea, 1403 nucleotides. RefSeq lists its product as uncharacterized. The record is from RefSeq and is a predicted model, not a curated record. The transcript has 5 exons. Gene Ontology annotation, molecular function: tRNA-specific adenosine deaminase activity; double-stranded RNA binding; double-stranded RNA adenosine deaminase activity. The coding region runs from base 128 to 1324 and encodes 398 amino acids. Gene Ontology annotation, biological process: adenosine to inosine editing; RNA processing. Lineage: Eukaryota; Metazoa; Arthropoda; Insecta; Neuroptera; Chrysopidae. Gene Ontology annotation, cellular component: cytoplasm; nucleolus.